Molecule: messenger RNA, 2291 nt
Organism: Coffea arabica (coffee)
Lineage: Eukaryota; Viridiplantae; Streptophyta; Magnoliopsida; Gentianales; Rubiaceae
Product: alpha-mannosidase I MNS5
Biological process (GO): endoplasmic reticulum mannose trimming; mannose trimming involved in glycoprotein ERAD pathway; carbohydrate metabolic process
Cellular component (GO): membrane
Molecular function (GO): mannosyl-oligosaccharide 1,2-alpha-mannosidase activity; calcium ion binding
Source: RefSeq, a predicted model, not a curated record
CCAGCUAUGAAAAGCUUUGCUGGAAACCAAAAAAUUUUCUUCCCCUUUGUUUCUUGAAUUCUUGUCAGAUCUCCUAAAUCAUAAUCCAGACUAUCAAAAAUCCCACCAGACCUCUUGAGAUUUUCCCUCCUUGCUCCCUUGUCUUCUUCACUCUAUGGAAGGCAGGAAGGCAGAAUUUUUGUUGACUAACCGAUAUCCCAUUCCGAGCUGGAUUCCUAUAGCCUUUUAGCAGCAAAGCGAAAACGAAUGAGUGAAAAGGUUCGCAAAAUGAGAUCAUAUUCAGCUUUCCAUGGUGGACCAAUUUGUCGUGAUAUUUAAAAUGAAGAUUUUUUUUUAAAAUCAUGAAUGUGCUGGAAAGUCAUGCGGUUUUACCAUGCUUAUGACAACUACAUGACCUAUGCAUUUCCGCAUGAUGAGCUGAAACCUCUGACCAAAACUUUCACAGAUUCGCUUAGUGAGCUUGGAAAUCUGAAGCUGGAAUAUCUACCAGAACAGUACAAAGGAUCAGCUCUCUCACUUAUAGAAUCAUUAUCCAGCCUUGUUGUCCUGGGUAACCAAACUGAGUUUGAGAAAGGAGUUUUUUGGCUGUCUGAAAAUCUGACAUUUGAUGUUGAUGCAAGGAUAAAUCUUUUUGAGGGCAACAUAAGAGUUCUUGGAGGACUUGUUUCUGCUCAUAUACUUGCAACUGAUUCUACAAAAAACAGGUUAGUUCAAGGAACUUAUAAGAAUCAGCUCCUUGAUCUGGCUGAGAAUUUGGGAAGGCGCUUUUUACCUGCAUUUGAUACUCCAACUGGAUUGCCAUAUGCUUGGAUUAAUUUAAAGUAUGGAGUAAUGGAGAAUGAGACUACUGAAACGAGCACAUCUGGCUGUGGGUCUUUGAUCCUUGAAAUGGGAGCAUUGUCACGUUUAACUGGUGAUCCAAGAUUUGAGUCCGCUGCUUUGCGUGCUCUUCGUAAGUUGUGGAGCAUGCGGAGUUCGUUAAAUCUUCUUGGUACUACCCUGGAUGUGGUGACUGGAGAAUGGAUAGAACACUCAUCUGGAAUUGGAGCUGGGGUUGACUCAUUCUAUGAGUACCUUCUUAAAGCUCACAUUCUUUUUGGGAGGGAUGAGUUUUGGAGGAUGUUUCAGGCUGCUUACAUUGCUGUACAGAGAUAUUUUAGACAUGGCCCAUGGUAUCAUGAAGCUGAUAUGAGAACAGGAAAAUCAACCUAUUGGCAGCUUACAAGCCUGCAAGCAUUUUGGCCGGGUCUCCAGGUGCUUGUUGGGGACAUUCCAGCAGCUAAUUUGUCACACCGAGAGUUCUAUUAUGUCUGGAAGAAAUAUGGGGUACUGCCAGAGAGAUAUCUUUUGGAUCAUAUGAUGUUGCACCCCACAGAAAAAUACUAUCCUUUGCGCCCCGAGUUUGCAGAAUCCACAUUUUACUUGUAUCAAGCAACCAAAGAUCCUUGGUAUAUGGAAGUGGGUGAAUUGAUUGUAGAUUCUCUUAAUCUAUACGCUAGAGUUGAAGGUGGUUUUGCAAGUAUUAGAGAUGUGACGAGUAUGGAAUUAGAAGAUCAUCAACAUAGCUUUUUUCUUUCUGAAACGUGCAAGUAUUUAUAUCUUCUUUAUGAUGAUUCGUUUUUGGGCGACCGUAAUUACAUCUUCACUACUGAAGGCCAUCCUCUGCCAGUUUUAAGCUCUUGGCGUGAGAAGCUUCCUGAGGCUUAUAUUCCAAGUAACUGGACGUAUGUUAAGAGUGAAGAGCAAGUAAAACGAGCAAGUGCAAUGUCAAUGCGAGUUUGUCCAGCCACUGCACUAGAAUGCGGGCAGGGUCAGCCACGGGUGGAGAGUGCUUGCCACAUUCCUGACUCUCGUGCAGACCAUAGAUGCUUUAAUGACGAUGACUGUGGUGUUGAUUCCAGCAAUUGCAGACGUAGAUCAUGCAGUAUUGCUGGCUACUGUGGCCAAUGGUUGUUCAUUUGAAAACGUGAAGAACCUGCAAUUUUUAAGCGAAGAUUUAAACAAAGGUGAUGUUGUUUAGUUUGAUAAAAGCUGAUUUCAGAUAUAUGUAGGCUCACAAGUUGGUAAAGCAUACACCAUUUUGUCACAUAUCAGAAGCAAAAGAGCACAUACACAUGUAUAAUACAAUGAUCUGCAACCUGAACAAUUUUGUAUCAUAAUUAAUAGAGCAGAAAUUUCAUUUCACAGCGUCUUACAGGCUAAGUGUACUCAUUUGUUGCUGUCAGGAACUAAAGAAUACACUGAGAAGAAUGAAUUAGUCAAUUUCAACAUCUUCAAUUCCCCUGUUGACA